Molecule: messenger RNA, 2378 nt
Organism: Macadamia integrifolia
Lineage: Eukaryota; Viridiplantae; Streptophyta; Magnoliopsida; Proteales; Proteaceae
Product: IQ domain-containing protein IQM2-like
Exons: 9
Coding region: 322-2190 (622 amino acids)
Source: RefSeq, a predicted model, not a curated record
UCGCUUUGAACAAUCACAACGCCACCGCAAAGCUUCUUAGAGGGAAGUGAGGGUAGCCAGCCACUCUGUAAUCUCCAUAACCCCAAGAAACCAACCCCUUUUUAAUCGGUUUCUAUUGAAUUCAUAUCCACCAAUCUUCAUAUCCUCAUUUGGGUUUUCUUUUUCUCCCUCUUUUGUCUCUCCAACUAUUUUUGUUUCUUCCAAAAACUCUCCAUAGUCCAGAAACAGAAGAAUAACUAAUCCACAAAUUUCAGGUUCAAGGGAAGAUCUGGUCCUCUGCUACUAGAAAGGAUUUCGAUAAGAUAUUCCUCUUUUUUUGUAAUGGGGGUAUCUUUAGCUGAUGAUUUGAAUGAUGCGUUUGAAUCUGUGAUUGUGAAAUCCAUCAGUUUCGACAACGUGAGCACCGCAAUGCGAUCCGUCGGUUUCAAUGCUCGAGAUUCUAAACCCAAAAUACAGAAAUCUCUUGGGUCUGGGAAGAUUAUCUUAGAAGGAUCAGUUGGCUUUAAAACGUCUCCAAAGGAAACCAGGAUCUCAAUAAAUGGACCUUCCUCAGAGAAGGAAACUAUGAUAUCGAAAAAGUCACCUUUGGCAACUUACAAAAAUAAAUUUUUCAGUUCACCCUUCAGCUUCAAGAACAGAGAGAUCACUAACCCAUUACCAGCAAGGGAUACUGAGAAGCAUUCUCCCCAACCCUUGUUGGAUCCUGCCAGUCCCAAACAUGAAGCAGCAUUGAAGUUGCAGAAAGUGUAUAAAAGCUUCCGAACGAGAAGAAAGCUUGCAGACUGUGCAGUUCUUGUGGAGCAACAAUGGUGGAAGUUGUUGGAUUUCGCCGAGCUGAAGCGAAGUUCUAUUUCAUUUUUUGAAAUCGAGAAACAUGAGACUGCCAUUUCCCGUUGGUCAAGAGCAAGAACCAGAGCUGCCAAGGUGGGGAAAGGUUUAUCCAAGGAUAACAAGGCUCAGAAGCUUGCUUUACAGCAUUGGCUUGAGGCAAUUGAUCCAAGGCAUCGUUAUGGACACAAUCUUCAUUUCUAUUAUGUUAAAUGGCUUCAUUGUGAGAGUAAACAACCCUUCUUCUACUGGCUUGAUAUAGGGGAAGGGAAGGAGGUCAAUCUUGUGGAGAAAUGCCCUCGAUCAAAGCUUCAACAACAAUGUAUCAAGUAUCUUGGCCCGGCAGAAAGAAAAGCUUAUGAGGUUGCAGUGGAGAAUGGAAGGUUUUUUUACAAGCAGAGUGGAGAGCUCCUUGAUACUACUGAAGGACCCAAGGAUGCUAAAUGGAUCUUUGUCCUUAGCACUUCCAAAGCAGUCUAUGUUGGCCAGAAGAAAAAAGGGAAGUUUCAGCAUUCAAGUUUCUUGGCUGGAGGAGCCACUUCUGCUGCAGGGAGAUUGGUUGUAGAGAAUGGUAUACUUAAGGCUGUCUGGCCUCACAGUGGGCAUUAUCGACCAACAGAAGAAAAUUUUCAGGAAUUUGUAGCAUUCCUUAAGGAGCAUAAUGUGGAUCUCUCUAAUGUGAAGAAAUGUUCAAGUGAUGAUGAUGAAGAAUCUUCGAGCAAACAUAGUGUUGGUCUUAGAAGCAACUUAUCCGAGGAGGACUUGACCCAAGUGGAUACUUACUCGGAGAUAGAUUCAAUGGAACAAGAUCCAAAAAGUGCAACAGAACCUGCAAAAUCAAAGCAAUUUCAUUCGAAAUUGACCAACCUUGAAAUACCCAAAAGGAAUGGUCCAUCUGAGAAACAAAAGGGAAGCAAUCCAAGUAUUGUCAGAAGUAAGAACAAUUUCCCAGCAGAAUCUUCAAUGGAUGGUUAUGAAACAUCAGAAGAAUCGGCUGGGACAGAACAUGAUUACAUGGUUCCUAAGCGGAACUUAUUUGAGGAAGAUCAAGAAGAUUGUGAAGAAGAAAUUUGUCCUAAAGAAAUAAUCCUCCAGAGAAUUAAUUCACAUAAAGGGAAAUCAUAUCAAUUGGGUAAGCAAUUAUCUUGCAAAUGGACAACAGGAGCUGGUCCACGUAUUGGCUGUGUGAGGGACUAUCCUUCCGAGCUUCAGCUCCGUGUUUUGGAGCGAGUGAACUUGUCUCCCAGAAGUGCUAGAGCUAACUCCUCUCCUAAGAAUUUAUCAGGAUUGAGCCCAAAGGUGUCGACACCAACCACAUUGUGCAGAAAAACAACAGCAACCUCAAAAUCUGAUCAGAGAUAAGGGAAGAAUCACUGACAUAUUCUUUUGUGUGUGUAGAUAGUUGAUAGAGGCAUUCUUUAGCAUUAUUUUUCUUCUUUUUUUUUUUAUUAUUAUUAUUUUUUUUCUUAUUCUUUUUGUAGAACCAAAGUGAAAAAUGCAAUAUCACUUAUAGAGUUUUUUUGGGUCUCAAUGCCCUUUAAUAGAGAAAA